Molecule: messenger RNA, 7007 nt
Organism: Chelmon rostratus (copperband butterflyfish)
Lineage: Eukaryota; Metazoa; Chordata; Actinopteri; Chaetodontiformes; Chaetodontidae
Gene: larp1
Product: La ribonucleoprotein 1, translational regulator
Exons: 21
Coding region: 251-3580 (1109 amino acids)
Biological process (GO): mRNA stabilization; positive regulation of translation
Cellular component (GO): cytosol; cytoplasmic stress granule
Molecular function (GO): RNA cap binding
Source: RefSeq, a predicted model, not a curated record
CCAUAUUGCUGCUAGUGCUGGAGUUAAGGUUGUAAUCCUGAGAGGCCCUCGGACACGUUUCUUUAUUUUUAUACAUGUUUUAAUCCAACGCUGACUGCUCUGCGUCUUAGACUGAAGCGUUUUGGUCUAGGAGCGACAGAGGAGCGGCAGACUCCGCGGAACAACUUCACAUUUCCUUGAAAUUGAAGGCGAAUUCGGGCCGGGGGGAGGACUGGUAAUCCUGAGGGGGGAAGAAAGACGGUGGUGGGAAAUGGCCACUCAGGUGGAGACUCUCCUGCCCAGCAACCCGCUUGCCAAAGCGGAGGAGCACGGUAAAGUGAUCCGCGGUGAGCCGGAGGAAGAGGAGGGCGGCCGGGGAGACGGGGCCAAGCGGCAGACGGGUGUAGCCGACCAGGGGAGCAGCAGCGGCGGCAGCAGCCCCGGGCAGGGAGGGACCCCCGGUACGGAGGAGCAAGCCCCCACACAGGCGACAGAGGAGGGCAAAGGGGGUUGUGACAGCGACGACAAGCAAAACGUGGAGGGUGGUAAAAGCUGCAACAGAAAGGAGUUUACUGAAGCUCCCCCGCCCAAGGUGAACCCGUGGACUAGGAAAAUGAAUGCGGUGACCGUGGUCAGCGUGAAUGGACAAGCACACCACGAGUCUACUGGUCCCGCCAAGGUGGUGAGAGCAGGGAACCCCCCCAAAGCCAGACGUGGAGGAAAGGUCGGAGAUUUCGGCGACGCCAACAGCUGGCCAACUCCUGGGGAGAUCGCAACUAAAGACAUGCAGAUUGAGGCGGUGACACGGACCGUGUCCUGCCCGCCGACUGUCAGGCAGGUCAGAGACUCAUGGAGAUUCACUGGUCCUAAGAAGACGACGACGAUGACCAAGAAGGAGUCGAAGGAGAAGAGGGAGAUCAUCGAGGAGAGCAAGGAGAACCUGAAGGCCAAGUCAGACGACUCCGGAGAGGAGAAGAACGGUGACGACGACUCCCAGAAGAACGGACCAAAGAAGAAAGGAAACAAGCAGAAGUGGGUUCCCCUGAUGAUCGAGGUGAAGUCCGAGGGUCCCAGGGAGCGCUCGGCCUCCAGGAACAACAGCAGGCAGAACGAAAACCCCCGCCUGCCUCCCAACGCCAGGAACGACCUCAGAGACUGGCACAGUCAAAAGUACGAGCGGGAGUGGCGCGACGACCACGAUGAGGUGUCCAGCGUGAAGAGCGAAGGGGCGCCGUUCCGCGGAGGGUUCAGAGGUCGCGGGCGUGGAAGAGGAAGAGGCAGGGGGCGAGGCAGAGGUGCUUCAAGAGGCCACUAUGACUACCAGUACAGCUACAAGUCCUACGACAUGAAAGAUGGACCCUACGGCCAGAAGUUCAGCAACACGGUGACCUACUACUACGACAACAUGAGCAGCAACGACCUUUACUCUGUCGAUCAGGACCUGCUGAAGGACUACAUCAAACGGCAGAUUGAGUACUACUUCAGCCUGGACAACCUGGAGCGUGACUUCUUCCUGCGGAGGAAGAUGGAUCAGGAGGGCUUCCUGCCCAUCGGACUCGUUGCCAGUUUCCACAGAGUGCAGGCCCUCACCACCGACGUCAACCUCAUUCUGGAGGCUUUGAAGGACAGUAAGGAAGUGGAAGUGAUUGACAUGAAGAUCCGUCGGAAGGUGGACCCAGAGAAGUGGCCUCUGCCGGGCCUGACCAUGCCCAACCAAACCCACACCGACUUCUCUCAGCUCAUCAACUGCCCAGAGUUUGUCCCAAGACAGCUGACCGAGGAGCCCAGAGGGUCUCCCAGGGGCUCCACACCGGUGAAGCAGAAGAUGAAAACUGAAUCAGACUCCUCCAACCUCAAGACGAUGCCCAAGGGCCUCUCCGCCAGCCUCCCCGACCUGGACUCUGAGUCCUGGAUUGAGGUCAAGAAGAGGCCCAGACCCUCCCCGGCCAGACCUAAGGUCAGCACAGAGAAGGCCCCCUCGUUGCAGCAGCAGAAGGAAAGAGAGGACUCGAUUCGCUCCCCGGUGUCCCAGCCCGGCCUCUCGCCCUCCCCUGCUACUACGGGAAAUAAGGACGGAGCGGAGCAGGACGAACCGGAGGAGCUCGACUUCAUGUUCGACGAGGAGAUGGAGCAGAUGGACGGCCGACGCAACACCUUCACCGACUGGUCGGACGAGGAGACGGACGGCGAGAUCGACGACCACGACGUCAACAAGAUCUUGAUUGUGACGCAGACGCCGCCCUACCUGAGGAAGCACCCGGGGGGCGACCGCACGGGACACCACACGUCGCGCGCCAAGCUGACCAGCGAGCUGGUCAAAGUGAUCAACGACGGGCUCUUCUACUACGAGCAGGACCUGUGGGACGACACGUACGAGCCCGAGUACGCCACCAUCAAGCAAGAGGUGGAGAACUUCAAGAAGGUCCACCUGAUCAGCCGCGAACAGUUCGACUGCCUGACCCCUGAACCCCCUGUCGACCCCAACCAGGAAGUCCCUCCAGGCCCCCCUCGACCCCAGCAGAUCCCCACAGACGCUUUGGCAAACAAACUCUUCGGUGCCCCCGAGCCCUCCUCAAUAGCUCGCUCGCUCCCCACUACCGUGCCUGACUCGCCCAACUACCGCAGUGCCCGGACGCCUCGCACACCUCGCACGCCUCACAGGAAGGACCAGACCAUGACGCCGCGCUUCUACCCAGUGGUGAAGGAAAGUCGGCCUGUAGAUGCCAAGACGCCCAGGAAGAGGAAGACCCGACACAGCUCCAACCCACCCAUGGAGUGUCACGUCGGCUGGGUGAUGGACUCCAGAGAGCACCGCUCCCGUACUGCGUCCGUCAGCUCCAACGCCAGCCCGUCAGAGGGCACCCCUGUCCUGGGUAACAUUGGCUGCACACCUCAGUCCCUCCCCAAGUUCCAGCACCCAUCACACGAGCUGCUCAAGGAGAACGGCUUCACGCAACACGUUUACCACAAGUACCGCCGGCGCUGCCUAAACGAGAGAAAGCGGCUGGGAAUCGGCCAAUCACAGGAGAUGAACACACUCUUCCGCUUCUGGUCAUUUUUCCUGCGAGAUCACUUCAACAGGAAGAUGUACGAGGAGUUCAGACAGCUGGUGGUCGAGGACGGGAAAGAAGGAUACAGGUACGGGUUGGAGUGCCUGUUCAGAUACUACAGCUACGGUCUAGAGAGGAAGUUCAGGCCAGACAUCUUCAAGGACUUCCAGGAGGAGACCAUGAAAGACUACGAGGCUGGCCAGCUUUAUGGACUGGAGAAGUUCUGGGCCUUCCUCAAAUACUCCAAAGCCAAGAACUUGGAGAUCGACCCCAAGCUGCAGGAGUACCUGAGCAAGUUUAAACGUCUGGAGGAUUUCAGAAUUGAUCCGCCUAUGGAGGAAGGAGGCCGCAGAAGACACUCGUCCAGCGGGGACGGUCGCCGCCGGCACCCCUCUCUGCCCUCCAGCCGGCCCCACAGCCAGGCCGGCUCAGGCCCCAGCCCCGCCCCCACCGCCCAGGGCCCCGCAGCCAAGGAUGAUGCCAAACCCACCAGCCAGAAAACCCCCGCCCCCGCCGCUGACCCCGCACCGGAUGCCAAGACACUGAAGUAACUCCACAAACACGCCGGCCAACAUGGAUCAACUCAACCACGUCUGCAAGUCGCUGGUUCUCUCUGCGCCACAGGAGGGGGAAGGAGGGCGUCCAGCUCUUCAUUCAAGCAUGGCAAUAUAUAUAUUUUUUUCCCUACGACAACUUUUCGUUUGAGAAAUAAGGACGACAGAUAAUUGAUAUGGUUUAUUAAUUAGUUUUAAGUUUUUGAGAGGAAAAAAAAGACUUUUUUUUGUCUUAAUGAGGCAAGAAAUGGAUGAGGUGUCAAACACUUUUUCUUUCACCAAUCAUUGCCGGUCCACACGGUGGACGGCUCAGUGAUGAGUUAUUCUCCUGGAAUUUUUUUUUUUUUUUUUUUAAACACAGUUUCAUGUUGACCCCCCUCACUGUCGCUGGGACCCCUCUUUGAUCGUCACUGUCUUGCUGGCUGAAAAGACAUUUGAUUCCUCACCCAGAUCUCAGAUUUAUGAUUAUUAUUUCUUCGGCAUGUGGUGAGACUGAAGACUUGGAAAUAGUUUGAACAACACUGAGCAUCUAGAGGAGGCCGCGCUGCUCCUGCAUCCAACCGGACCAAAGUGGUUUGAACCGAGCGACUGACGUUUUCCAUCCGCAGAGCCCCCAGUGCUCUCUGUUGAGGGGCUGAAAAUUCAAAAUAUUUGAUUUACUUCAUGGCUGGACAUUGAGGGGAAAAUAUGAACGAGCCAAAUGCUAAAAAAUAGAGGAAAAAAAAAGACUUGUACCGACCCCUCAGUGUGGACACGAUCAUUGAAAGUUGCCUUAUUUUAAUGGUUUUACUGCUUCUAACUUGUGCCCGCCACCUUAUUGUCGAUUGUACAGCAUCAAAAUCACCCAUAUAUCCGGUCACCAUUUCCAGCAGAGGCCACCAGGUGGUGCUCUGUUCUCCACGUCCCCCCCUCCUCACUCCCCUCCCCUCCGUCACCUUUUCUGAACUGUCUUCCAAGUGUCACUCGGUCUGUUACAAGUCCUGUAUUUCUUCCCUGUGUUUGCAAGUCGUGGCUUUUUGUGCUGAAACACGUCGACCCGGUGGAAGUUUGUCCCCCUCUGCCCCCGCCCCCCCUAAAAGAAAACAAAUUAAAAAAACACUUCAGUGGGGUGGAGACUCAGGGAGGGAUGACCUCCCUUUGCGCCUUCACCGUCAGACGAGCUGCAUCCAUCCGUUCAUCCAUCCGUUCGGCAUCCAUCCAUCGGUUGAUGAUAGCGACGAUCAGGACUGGAAUCAUCGAUCCGGAUUACUUGAAGAAGCGAUGGUUUUGAGGAGGGCCGUCGCCCUCUGUCGCAGGUGCUCUGGGUGGAGACGCUCAUGAGGCCCAGACAUUUGGCCUCCGACUUCACUGCUAAACUGAAGUCCGCUCGUCCCAGGCUUGAUCGGGCCUCGGGCGCUCGCCACCUCUUCCUGUUUUCACACACACACACACACACACACACACACACACACACACACACAUCAGUUACAGGCACGAACCCUGACGCAGGUACAGAUGUAGCAGCGUGAGCAAGCUGAAUACAAAACACACACACACACACACAGCUCGAUGUCUUGCCUCGCUGUGGAGAAAAAUUAAAGACGGGAUUGUUCGUUGACACUCUGCUCAGUCGCCACACUUCCUGCGGUCACCUGUGUGGAUCAUCUUCAUCCGACUGGAGUACUGAUGAUAUCAUAUAGACGAGUGAUUCCCUUUUUCCUCCACUAAUGUAAAUGUGAAUUUGACAGAAGAAGAGACAUGAUCACAGCUCCCUGCUACUUGUUUGUGUUUAUAGAACAGAUUAUAUAUUUGCCUUACACGUGUAUGUACGCUAACUUUUUUUUUUUUUUAAAUGGUCUCAUGAUUAUCUUUUAAUGCUUUUUAAUUUCAUUUUGCAGUGUGUCAGCGUUGUUACGAUGGAGGUGGAUGGAGGUUUGUGUCAGGCUGUUAAAACAUCUGUGGAUUUCAGAAACGGGAACACGAUUCACAACACAAAAGGGAAAGUUGACAUCAGGGCGUCAACGGAUAUUCAGUGCAAAAACUAAAUCUGUUCAGCUUAUAGUAUUUCAUGUUGAAAUCAGUUAAUUUGCUCUUUUAUUCUUUUAGCAAAGAUGUUUUUGCCAAGAUGACAGAGCAGCAUUUGUUAACAAGACUCAAACUAGGUGUUAAAUCGUCAGCCUUCAGGUUUCUGCAAACACGAUGUCUGCAAAGUCUAAAAAUGCUUAAAAAUGAUUUGAUUUUGAGGUUCAAAUUGAACAAGAAGUUCUAAAAUUCUGGAAAAAAAACUUGAGUCUUAAUACACAUGUUUUUGCUCCUGAGUGAUGAUUCAAAGAGUCAAAUAAUUUAGAGGAAUUAGAAGAAGAAGCCUGACAUUUUUUUGGAUGAAACUGUUUUGGACACUUGUCUUUUUUCUUUUUAAAGUCUUGGCCCUUUUCUUUAAUAAUCCUUCAGCCGUUUGGUUGAUGUUCCAGCAGAUUGGGGUUGGAUUUCACUUUGUCCUGUGAGUGUUUCUGUUCUUCACUUUCUUCCUCCAAAUCCACAAUUGUUGGAAAAUGCAAAGCAAAGCUGUACUUUUUUUUUUUUUUUUUCCCCCGUUUGUUGGUUCAUCUUCAGGGAGAUUUGGAUCAGUUUCAGAGGCUUACAGUUGAUGCAUCAAAGUGUUUACUGGAGGUUUAAAGACAGAAAAAUAAGAGCUAGAGAAUAUUCAGACAAGAAAAACUCAUGCAUUUCCCAAAACCAGCGAAGCCUUUUAAUGGGUGAGCUGGUGCGUGUGGCUGAAGACAUGGCAGACUGCCACUAGAGGGCAUUCUUCCUGGGACAGUCACAUGAACCCUCCUUCUAAUGUGAUCAUCACCUGUCACUGGACAUUUGGGAGGGUUUCAGGUGUUUUGGGAGUUUUCAGCCUUCUCUAUCCGCAUAGAACUGCUGCUAGCUGUCCAAACAAACUACAGGGGGCGCCGCACCCUCCGCUCGUCAGUUUUACACGGACUUGGCCAGCCGGCCGGACACUGGAGAGAUGAGUGAUGGACGUGGAAAUGGAGGGAGGAGCAGAAAAUGAGAAAAGAAAGCGAGAAACCCCAGCUGGGGUUUGUGAAGUCGCUCAGAGGAUUAUCGCUGGUUAUGAUGUCUGGAGACUGAAAAAAAAGGACAAAAUUCCAUAAAGCCAUAUGAAUAAGAUAUAACUGUAUAUGAACCAUUAAAAUAGUUCAUUACAUUACAAUAUCCUAGGCUUGUCAUGAGGAAAAAAAGAUGAAAACAAGGAAAAAAGGAACAAAAAAAUAUAUAAAAUGGAAAAAUGUAAAAUACUUGAAUGAGAUCUUGUAUUAUAACAUUUAAUAUUCAUAAUAUCUGCUUUGUAGGCUGAUGUGAUUCGCUAUUAGUGUUAUUUGUAAUUUGUAGUAAUUAUGCUUUUCCUUAAUAAAGAAAAAAAACACAAAACGGACAA